Messenger RNA from Lagenorhynchus albirostris (white-beaked dolphin), 609 nucleotides. It is a transcript of the gene C9H11orf71, whose product is annotated as chromosome 9 C11orf71 homolog. The record is from RefSeq and is a predicted model, not a curated record. Gene Ontology annotation, cellular component: nucleus. NCBI's taxonomy places the organism in Eukaryota, Metazoa, Chordata, Mammalia, Artiodactyla, Delphinidae. Bases 161 to 556 code for a protein of 131 amino acids. The transcript has a single exon.
CGCUGGGUUAAAGUGGGUCUUUGAUCUGCAGACGCUCAGGUGAUGGCUUCCGAUGAAGUCGGUCUCAGUGUUUGGAGACCGGCUGGACUGAUCAGUGGAGCCGCGAAGAGUCUGCCUUGACCGUGGGACGUAACACAGAUACUGCGGGCAGUGUUUGAAGAUGGCCCUGAACUACGUGUCCCUGUCUGCCGGCGAUCGAAGAGGCCUGGUGGCCUACCGCUCUUCCCACGGCGACCUCAGCUCGUCGGCCUUAGCGUUGGCGAUGGUCUCUGGAGACAGCUUCCUCGUUACCAGUCCCGAGGAGAUUCUUCCAGAACCUAUUCUUCGGUCCACUGUGCGGCUGAACUUCCGGACUGAGAGCCGUCGGGCGCCUGGUGGCGGCGGGAGCCCGUCCCGCUUUACAGAGGGAAGGGAGCAGGAGGCGCGGAGCCGAAGCCGCCAAGCCAGAUUCUCACCUUACCCGGGCCGUGCGGUUAAACUCGACCUCCUAAGAAGUGUCCUGCAACAGCGUCUGGUGGCACUUGGAGGUGUUAGCGCAGCCCGUCUUUCAGCUUAAAAUGAAUACCUCUUCUCCGCCCCUCAGCUUGUGAACAAGGCUUCUCUAAAAUA